AUGGGCCCGCCGCAAAAUGUUAAGCAGGGGUCUCCGCUCAACAUACAUACGGUUGAGUUUGUUGGUGAUAAGGGAGUUGAAGAACUCAUUAGUAAGAUAAGUGUAAAUUAUGAAGAGUGUACUAAGUAUGAUGCGUAUAUGACACAGGAUGACGCGGAAGAAGAGGAGGCGGAGGAGGAGAAGGAAUAUGUUGGGGUGGGCGGAAUUUUCCAACAUGAAAAAGUGAGCAAUAGGACUAAUAUGGCAAGUACAGAAAAGUUGGGGAAAAAUAAAAGUGCUAAUUCGAAUAGUCGCGAGAAUGGGCAGGCUCAUAAAGGGUCCAAUAACGCUGUGGUAGACAACCUCAGAGAUGUUAUUUUUAAAAAAAAAAUGACUCACGAUAAGCAGAGUGGGAAGGAGAAAGGUUUUGGCAAGCCCGGUCGGAAUGUUUUCACCAAUUUGAAUGUUAGGAAGAAACGCAUAAUGGAGAGCAGCGAGGAUUCAGAUGAGAAUUCCCACUGCGUGAAAAAAAUUAUUGACUACGUUAAGAAGAAAAAGCAGCGCAAGGGAUGA
This is a messenger RNA of Plasmodium fragile, 552 nucleotides long. RefSeq lists its product as uncharacterized. The record is from RefSeq and is a predicted model, not a curated record. NCBI's taxonomy places the organism in Eukaryota, Apicomplexa, Aconoidasida, Haemosporida, Plasmodiidae. The coding region runs from base 1 to 552 and encodes 183 amino acids. The transcript is spliced from 2 exons.